Messenger RNA from Myotis lucifugus (little brown bat), 1861 nucleotides. It is a transcript of the gene ANKRA2, whose product is annotated as ankyrin repeat family A member 2. The record is from RefSeq and is a predicted model, not a curated record. Gene Ontology annotation, cellular component: nucleus. Lineage: Eukaryota; Metazoa; Chordata; Mammalia; Chiroptera; Vespertilionidae. Bases 421 to 1401 code for a protein of 326 amino acids. Gene Ontology annotation, biological process: regulation of gene expression. The transcript is spliced from 9 exons. Gene Ontology annotation, molecular function: protein binding.
ACUGGGCUCUGCUCCAGUCACUCAGAGUGACCCAUUGAAAUGACCCGGUCCCUGUAGAGCUCGGGCGCCCAGCCCCGCGCGGCGCGGCGGCGGGAGAGGACCUGGCCAGCCUCCCGGCUGCCUGGACGCGGCGCGGUGUUCGCCCCGAAAGCGAAAGAAGAACUCGGAAGUGACGUCGCGGUCAAAACAAGCCGGGGCUCGAGGGCCUGUAGUGAACCUGUGGCCGCAGAUGGGAAGGCCCCCCUCGCGGUUGGCUGUCGAAGGUGGCCGCGAGGCCCUGCGCUCCCCCGCGGCCGGCCUCGGGCCCCCGUCCCCCGGACCCGCCCGCCGCGGAUUUCAAGAAUACACUGGAUGCCACUCUUAAAAAACCAAGAGAAAUUAUGAAGAAAUGUUUUAAUUAUUGAAACUACAGUUGAAAUCAUGGCCACAUCAGCAAAUCUGGAUCUUGGAGCCCAGCUGAUAGUGGAAGAGUGUCCCAGCAGUUAUAGUCUAACUGGCAUGCCAGACAUUAAAAUAGAACAUCAGUUGGACUCAAAUGCACAAGAAGGAUCGGCGCAGGGUGUUGCCAUGGGGAUGAAAUUCAUAUUGCCUAACCGAUUUGAUAUGAACGUGUGUUCUCGAUUUGUGAAGUCCUUAAAUGAAGAGGAUAGUAAAAAUAUUCAAGAUCAGGUUAACUCGGACCUGGAGGUGGCAUCUGUCCUAUUUAAAGCUGAAUGCAAUAUCCAUACAUCUCCUUCCCCGGGAAUCCAAGUAAGGCAUGUCUACACUCCCUCUACAACAAAGCACUUCUCACCCAUAAAACAGUCAACUACCUUAACCAACAAGCACAGAGGAAAUGAGGUCUCAACCACACCUCUGUUAGCAAAUUCUUUAUCUGUUCAUCAGUUAGCUGCUCAGGGAGAGAUGCUCUACCUGGCUACUCGUAUUGAACAAGAAAAUGUUAUCAAUCACACGGAUGAAGAAGGAUUUACUCCUCUGAUGUGGGCUGCAGCACACGGGCAAAUAGCUGUGGUAGAGUUUCUACUUCAGAAUGGUGCUGAUCCCCAGCUUUUAGGAAAAGGUCGCGAAAGUGCACUGUCUCUGGCGUGCAGUAAAGGCUACACAGAUAUUGUCAAAAUGCUGCUUGAUUGUGGAGUUGAUGUAAAUGAAUACGAUUGGAAUGGAGGCACACCUUUGCUUUAUGCUGUACAUGGAAAUCAUGUGAAAUGUGUAAAAAUGCUCUUAGAAAAUGGAGCUGACCCAACAAUAGAAACCGACUCUGGAUAUAAUUCUAUGGACUUGGCUGUAGCCCUGGGCUAUAGAAGUGAAAAGAAAUGCUGUGGUCUUGAUCACCUAUUUGUUCUAGUUCAACAGGUUAUUGAGUCACAUCUACUGAAGCUGCUUCAAAAUAUCAAGGAGUAGGCAGAGUCGUCAGAAAGUAUUGUCUGCCCUUCCAUUUACUUUUUGGCUCUUAUAAAUGAUAGUUUUGUUUACUUAUAAGUUUUUACCUCAGUUGCAAUAUUUACUGAUUUCUACUAAGUUUUAAUAAAUAUUCUUCUGAGUAAUUCACUGGUUUAUAAUAAAAUUAAUGUUGAUGCUCUUUUAUAAAUGUGUUUUAUGGCAUAUUUAAAAUUAUAAAUUAAUGUUUUGUGGCAUGUAAAUUUUUAUGGUACAGAUAGUUAUCUGUCUUUGUAUCAAGUGCUGUAAUUUAACAUUUUCAGAAAUUAUUCUACCCUAUUCAUCUGUACUCUUGUAUUAACUCAUUGACUUUAUAUAGGGUUUGCUAUAAAUCCAUGGGGGGAAAAAUGUUAUUAUUGAAUUAAAAGUGCACAGUGUGAUUGUUUACAAGAUGUUAUAAGUAAAUAAAGUACGUUUUCUGUUA